AUGGAUAAUAAUAAUGGGAUCCCACAUUCAUAUGGAAGUUACUUUCAGUUUUGCCCAACUGACAGUCCUCUUCAAAGGUCUCCUUAUUUAAUCUCACUAGAUCGCGAAAGAUAUGAAUUGGCACAGUUGAUGGCAGAGAGACAGAAACUCGAACCCUUUAUGCAAAUCCUACCUUAUUGCACCAGCCUUUUAAACCAAGAAAUCCUGAGAUUGUCGCGGAUAAUGUUUUCAAAUCAAAUACAAAUGGAACAUGAAUCAACGGUGAAGGAACAUAAUAAUAAUAUUAACAACAAUAGUCUCAAGUUGUCAUAUAUUGGACAAACAAACAAUUGGCCUUCAGCAGUUCAACCAGAGACACUUCAGGAGAAUGAACUAAUGGACAACUAUCAUCAAGUUGUCUCCAAUAUGGGUUGGCACGGAUUGGAUUCUAAUACGACGAUAGUGAAAAGAGUGAUCAGACUUGAUAUUCCCGUGGACAAGUUCCCAAACUAUAAUUUUGUGGGUCGAAUACUUGGACCGCGUGGAAAUUCACUUAAGAGAGUUGAAGCUGCAACUGGAUGCAGAGUUUAUAUCAGAGGCCAGGGCUCUGUCAAAGAUUCAAUAAAGGAAGAUAGAUUGAAAGGGAAAGCUGGAUUUGAGCAUCUAGAAGAACCGUUACACCUUGUGGUUGAAGCGGAACUUCCAGAGGAGAUGAUUGAGUCGAGAUUGGAACAGGCGAUUGUUAUUUUGGAAAGCCUACUUAAACCAGUGGAGGAUGAAUCAAUGGAUUAUUUGAAAAGGGAACAAUUGAGAGAGCUGGCAAUGUUAAAUGGUACAUUCACUUUCAGGAGGGAAUUGGCAUCAUCAUCUCCUUUCAACAACAAUCAUAAUAAUAUAGGAAUGAAGAGGCCUAACACAGGUAGAUGA
This is a messenger RNA of Impatiens glandulifera, 906 nucleotides long. Its product is annotated as KH domain-containing protein At3g08620-like. Gene Ontology annotation, cellular component: nucleus. Gene Ontology annotation, molecular function: mRNA binding. Gene Ontology annotation, biological process: regulation of mRNA splicing, via spliceosome. NCBI's taxonomy places the organism in Eukaryota, Viridiplantae, Streptophyta, Magnoliopsida, Ericales, Balsaminaceae. The transcript has 6 exons. Bases 1 to 906 code for a protein of 301 amino acids. The record is from RefSeq and is a predicted model, not a curated record.